Messenger RNA from Westerdykella ornata, 1627 nucleotides. RefSeq names its product MFS general substrate transporter. NCBI's taxonomy places the organism in Eukaryota, Fungi, Ascomycota, Dothideomycetes, Pleosporales, Sporormiaceae. Gene Ontology annotation, molecular function: transmembrane transporter activity. Gene Ontology annotation, biological process: transmembrane transport. The record is from RefSeq and is a predicted model, not a curated record. Bases 136 to 1323 code for a protein of 395 amino acids. The transcript has 4 exons.
CUAUAACAUCAAGUGAGUGUACUGCAUCUCGCUUGCCGUCUUCGAAAUAGGGUCCAUCAUCGCGGCCGUCGCCCCAAAUUCCGUGACACUCAUCAUAGGGCGAGCACUCUCUGGUCUCGGUGCUGCGGGCCUGCAAUGCUGUCGCCUAUUGUGUUGGGCAUGUACAACAUUGGAUCGGCCGUCGGACCACUCGUGGGUGGUUCGAUAACCGACAACAAGAAGCUGACCUGGCGGUUUAUUUUCUGGAUCAAUCUCCCUUUUGGAGCUGUUGGGCUGGUAUUGGUCUGGUUCACCUUGAGGAAACCUCCACCUGCGGUAAAGGGGCACCUGCCCUGGAAGCAGAAGCUACGUCAACUUGACCUUCUGGGGGCGACUCUGCUACUCGGUGCGACAUCCUGUUUGAAUUUGGCAUUGCAGUGGGGUGGCAUCAGCUAUCCAUGGUCUGAUUCCAAGGUGUUCGGGUGCCUGAUCGGAUUCGGGCUACUCCUGAUUACCUUCUUGUACUUGCAAUUCCAGGGCAAAGAAAACUCGAACAUCCCUCUCCACAUCUUCCGAAGUCGUACCUUUUCGACAUCAUGCGGCUUCAUGAUGCUCGUUCAGGUGGCCAUAGUAGUGCAAUCGUACUUUUGGCCCAUAUACUUCCAGUCAGUCAAGGGCACUAAUGCUAGAGACUCGGGGAUCAAUCUCCUCCCCUUGAUUGUGUCGAACAGCCUUGGUACCCUCUGCGCAGGCUCUAUAGCAUCAAGAUUCGGACACUAUGUACCGUUCAUGUGGGUUGGACCUCUCAUUCUGGCUGCCGGAGGAGGUCUCUAUCAACUUGUGCGCCCAGACAGCCCGCGCGGACAUUGGAUCGGUUUCCAAAUCCUGUCUGGGCUGGGCUACGGCAGCUGUAGCCAAAUGCCGAUUCUGGCGGUGCAGGUUGUGCUCAACAAGUCAGAUAUACCGACAGGGCUCGUCAUGAUUAUGUUUUUCCAGAUGCUCGGGGGCGCGCUGGCUCCCAGUGUUGGGCAAAACCUCUUCACGGACGGCCUUGUGCAGAACCUCAGCGAGGUGCGGGGGAUAGAUGGCGCGGCCGUGGUGGCGGCCGGUGCGAGCGGUUUCAGAGCGAUCGUUCCUCCCGAGCUGAUGAACGCCGCCGUGGGUGCAUUUAAUGCGGCAUUGAAGAAUGUUUUCUGGGUGGCGCUUGCAACUCCAGCCCUUGCGUGCAUCACGAGCUGGGCAAUGGAGUGGAAGCAACUGCCUGACACAGGAAAAGACAAGGUGGAUCAAGUGCCAGUCGAGGAAUCCGAGGAGGGCGAAAAGGUCGGGGCAGAACUAGCUUGAUACCAACGAAGAGUGAUCCGAGGGUUCAAUGGAGUAUGCCAUUAGCCUGACUUUGACAGUGCAUAUGCGUAUCCCGUCCGAGUAGAGUGUGAUACCAAGCCAUGCUUUUUCAGGUGGCGAUCUGUUGGGGAAGAAUGCUCGGAGCGCCUCAAAACCAGGACCCAAUCUACUGUAUAGCGAACUCGCGAGAGAUGCUGGGGCAGUUUUGCGUGGAGGCGUGUGCCCCCGUAAAGCUUGCAAUUCGAUUAACAAAGCUCACCACAUUUACUCAAAAUGCUGGAGCAAGCUCAAUGGAGCAGUAGAG